CGGGGGGGGGGACGGCGGCGGGGGAGAAGGGACACCCGGGCUUGCUGGAGAGAAAUCCGAAGGACCGAGGCGAAGAAGUGGGUGGGAGGCAAGCCCAGCUGGCGGGUGUGUGUGACAGGAGGGAGCCGGCAUUUGGGGAGGCCAAAGGGAAGAAACUGUGCACCAUUACGCAAAAUGCAGUGUUCCCAUCACUGUGAGCAUCUCCUGGAAAAUCUGAACAGGCAGCGUGAAGCGGGCUUCCUUUGUGACUGCACCAUCAUUAUUGGUGAAUUCCAGUUCAAAGCUCAUCGAAAUGUUCUUGCAUCUUUUAGCGAGUACUUUUGGGCUAUUUACAGGGAUACUUCAGAGAGUAAUAUAUUUCUGGAUCAGAAUCAAGUGAAGGUUGACGGAUUUCAGAAACUUUUGGAAUUCAUAUACACAGGAGAUUUAUACCUUGAUAGUUGGAAUGUUAAAGAAAUUCACCAGGCUGCCGACUAUCUUAAAGUGGAGGAAGUAGUCACUAAAUGUAAAAUUAAAAUGGAAGAUUUUGCUUUUAUUGCUAAUCCUUCUUCUACAGAAACGUCUAGUAUCACUGGGAAUAUUGCAUUGAACCAACAGAGUUGCCUGCUAACACUCCUUGACUACAAUAACCAGGAGAAAUCAGAUGCCCCUUCCGUGGAUAUAGCUCAAUCUCCAGUCUUAACAGCAGCCUUGGAAAAAAAAUCUGUUCAAUCCAAAAAACGAAAAAAGGCCUUCAGUUCCCCCAAACACCCACCAAGCAAGCCAGUACAAUAUCCAGGUGAUGUUGCAGAAAACUCUGCCAUGGAGAUGUUUUUAGACGCAAAUAAAUUGGCCACCGAGAUAACAGAACAAGCUGCCCAAGGGGGCGAUAAUUCUGAACUGCAACUUACCCCUGUGGUGGAGAGUGAAACUUUUGCUGCUCAAGAAAUCCUUGUGCAGACUAUGGCCGUGAAGCCAAAACAAGGCAAACCACAUCAAAAUUGUGCUUUGAAAGAGCACUGCUUAUCAAACAUUACCAAGAACUCCUAUCAGUUGGAAAGCUCGGGAGAAGACCUGGAUCAGAAAUACCCCAAGGCCAAGCCAGUGUGUAAUACAUGUGGGAAGGUAUUUUCUGAAUCUAGUAGCCUGAGACGGCAUAUGCGGAUUCACAAGGGAGUCAAACCAUAUGUGUGCCAGCUGUGCGGCAAGGCGUUUACCCAGUGCAACCAGCUGAAAACGCAUGUAAGAACUCACACAGGUGAAAAGCCAUACAAAUGUGAUCUCUGUGACAAAGGUUUUGUUCAGAAAUGCCAGCUUGUUUUCCAUAGCCGAAUGCAUCACGGAGAGGAGAAACCCUACAAGUGUGACGCCUGCAAUCUGCAAUUUGCAACUUCGAGUAAUCUAAAAAUUCACGCCAGGAAACACAGUGGAGAGAAGCCAUAUGUCUGUGAUCGGUGUGGGCAGCGAUUUGCACAAGCAAGCACGUUGACCUACCAUGUGCGACGACACACGGGAGAAAAGCCUUAUGUCUGUGACACCUGUGGGAAAACGUUUGCCGUUUCAAGUUCACUCAUCACGCACUCAAGAAAGCAUACAGGAGAGAAACCUUAUAUAUGUGGCAUUUGUGGCAAAAGCUUCAUUUCUUCAGGAGAACUUAACAAACACUUCCGGUCUCACACAGGGGAAAGACCAUUUAUCUGUGAGCUGUGUGGAAACUCCUAUACAGAUAUCAAGAACCUAAAGAAGCACAAAUUGAAAGUUCAUUCGGAUUCCGAGAACCCAUUGGAUUCCAUCGCACUUGACCCUUCUUCCUUCAGCGAGCAAGAUUCAGUUCCAAGUGAGAAAGGCCUUUUGCUGGAAUCUGUUGAUGUGAAGCCUUCAGAUAUAUUGCCUCUGCCCAUUGGCACAGAGGACCAUCAGGUAUUGCUGCCUGUCACGGAUGGUCAGUCUUCCCCAUCCGACACACUUCUGAGAUCUUCCAUCACGGGAUAUUCAGAACCUCAGUUUAUUUUCCUCCAGCAAUUGUACUGACAACUGUUGAGUGACGAAAACUCUAGAAAUCCAAGCGUCUCUGAUCGAAAGGAGCUGCGGGUGAGCUAGAUUUCAUCUCAGUUUCCACUGUGGACUUUGGGUGAUGCAUCUUUGCUUUGAAUUCAGCUUUUUCUCUAAUAUUUUAUUACUCUAGAACAAAGAUUGUGUAUUUUCACCUGAAAGAAUCAAGAGUGCAUUUUCUAGGAGAUAAAAAAAAAUUUUUUUUUCUUCUUCAACAUUUGCCUUAAGAACCCUAAACCAUUUAACAUGGGGAAGACCCUUCAGUGUUCAUGCAGAAACUAAGUCAAGGUAUUCAAGCUAAAAACACUGAACUGAAAUUAGAGUCUUUUUUUAACUAUAAAUGACUUAGCUUUUAAAAUAAACACACCCAACAAUAAUUGAAAGCAACUCUGAAAACAGCCAAGAUAGAUGCAGCAGCUGCCCAGUAUGUUCCACAGUGUGUUACAGAUACAACUGGAUGCCAUUGGACAAAAGAUGGGGGGGGGAAGUUGUGCCAUUUCCAAGAUGACAACUUUUCUGUCAUGGAAAAUUAGGAUCUUGGGACAGAGGAGGCUAUCUGAAGAAGAUGCCGUGUGUCGAGAAGCAGAGAUAAAUCUGAAUGAGAGAUUUAAGUCAGUGGAUAUACGAAGCUGCAGUGAUAUUUGCUAUGUAGGCCACAAGAUGAAUUUCUUGUCUAAACAGAAAUUUGCAAAGUUGUCUAUAUCAGUGAAAUAGCCUGAUAAGUUAUUAUCAGUGAUUGUGCUAUAUAAGUGAUGGCGAAUCUUUUCAGUACCGAGUGCUGAAAAGGUUGCACAGAAACUUCAUGUGUGCAUUUGAUGGGUCUACGCUCCAAAAAAGCCAAACUUCUGGGUUCCCGUGCGCAUGUGCACACGAUGAUCAGCUGGCUGGUGCAUAUGUGCACACCAGUAUUUAGCACUGCCAUGAGUAUGAAGGACAGCUGAUUGUCACGCUCGCAUGCGGUGCCAGAAACCCAGAAGACAAACAGGCAAGUUUGCGCAUGCCAGGCGACAUGGCUUCGCGUGCCCUAGGUUCGCCAUCAUGGUGCUGUAUGUUGGCUCCAUUGAUAAUUAAUAAUAUAAUUAUGAUGUCCUUGAAGCUAGAUUUCAGGUCUUGGGGAUAAAAUUCAAAGCUAGAAUCACCCAAAGUAAUUUUUUUUCUGACUUGCUAUCUAUUUUAUAAGAUUUGGCUAGUCCAAUGACUUGGUCCCAGGACUUUUGUUUCCAGUUUCAGAUAUCCCUGGCUUGAAAAAACAUUGGAACGGCUUGGUUACAGAUUUAAGAAAAGCUCUUCGGGUUUAUCAGUCAUCUCACAAAAAUUAGUAGCUUUCUGAGAAGAUUGUUAGUUUGAUCCAGUGGUGGGAUUCAACAUUUUUUACUACUGGUUCUGUGGUCAUGGCUUGGUGGGCAGGGCUAGGUGGGUGUGGCAGGGGAAGGAUACUGUAAAAUCUCUAUUCCCUCCUGAUCAGCUGGGACUCGGGAGGUAGAGAGAAUAGAUGGGGGCAGGAUCGUGGUGGGAUUCAAGUAAUUUAACAACCAGUUCUCUGCCCUAGUGAUUUCUUCCAACAACCAGUUUGCCAAACUGCUCAGAAAGUGAACAACAGGUUCUCCCGAAGUGGUGUGAACUGGCUGAAUCCCACCACUGGGUGGGGCCAGUCAGAGGUGGUAUUUACCGGUUCUCCGAACUACUCAAAAUUUCCAUUACUGGUUCUCCAGAACUGGUUGGAACCUGCUGAAACCCACCUCUGGUUUGAUCUGUCAUGUUAGUUGUAGAAAAAGAAUUUUAUUUCCUCCACGACUAUCAAAAAAAUGAAGGGCUGAAGAAGAAAUACUGGCAUUCCAUCUUUUCUCUGGCAAACUACCUGAUCACUUCUGUACUCACGUAGUUUUAAAUUCUGAGUGAUUUGUGCAUACCAGAUCAGUUUCUAAAUACAUAGCUGACUUCUGAUCUAUCCUUUCUGAUGGAUUAUAACAUCUUUGUGCAAUAGAAGCUGACCUAAAACCUAUACAAUAUCCACACUGACCAUUUCUACGCUGCUAAAGGCUUGUUGGGUUCUUUUUUUCCUUGAAAAGCAAUUCCCUUCCGGUUGAAAUUCUUAGCAAAAAUUCAAGACAAGCUCUAGAAGUGGUUCCUUCCCAUUUCCACAGAAGAGUAAAAGAAAAAAUGACAAAUCUUUUUUUUUUUAAGCCCUUGAUGUCCUUGAUGGCAGUUAUGUUUUUCAUUUAGUAAUUCCAAGUGUUUCUGUGAGGAGGUGCCAAGUGGCUUACUAUUUUUUUCAGUCGCUCCUUGCCAAAAAAUAUUUGUUUUAAGGAACUGUUGUUUUGUAAAGGAAUUCACCUGCUAGUUUCAGCCAAAGAUUCAAUUUAUCUAGAAUUCUGUUUUCAUAUUUUGACUAGGAGGUGCCCUUAAGGAAUUGCUGAUAAAAACAUGUUUUAAAAACAUGUCUCUUUGUGCUGUUAAGUUAAACAGCGUGUGAACUUAAACAUAUGUGAAGCUAUGCUCAAACUCCUAAGAAACAAAACAAAAAAAACCUAGCUGUACUAUUUCACUUCCUUUUUUUAUUCUUCUUUAUAGACCUUAGGAAAUACAAGCCAGGAAUAUUGAAAGAGAUUGAGAAAUAUUUGAAUAGGAUUCCAUUCUUUUACAAAUUUAUCCAAUGCAACAAAAGCAAAUUCAUUGUGUCAUAAGAAAAAGUACAAUUAUUAAAUGUAUAGCAGUUUUAGCACUAAUGCAACCUGUACCGUCUCUCUGACAACUAUACCAAAUUCAAAUUCUGAUUCAGGUAAGAUUUGUAGUACCCACUCAGAUAGGCUUACAUAGGUGUAUGUAUGGUAUUUAUGUGCAAAACUAAAUAUAAUCCAGUAACUAGGAAACCAGAUUCGGACAGAAUGAACUGUGUUCCUUACAUUGCAUAAUCUAAAAGGAAGUAAUGUAUUGUGCAUUUUGCCCUCCAGUUCCUGCAGGAAAGAAAUCUUUAAAAGGUGUGCUGUGUGGAGCUGUGUCCCAAGUAUUGAAUCUGGAAGUUUGUAGAACUGUAUGUGAUGGACGAACAUUGCCAUUGGGUGUGAUUGUGCAGACAUUUUGGCAUGACCAAGAAAAAGAGAAGAGUUUAAAAGGCAUCUCCAUGCAUUUUUCAGGACCAGGAGAGCUAGAGAUUCAGUCAUUCUGAUUUUAGGAACUAUGGUCCUAGCCUGAUGUGUUGCUUGGUAAAUCCAGCCUGAAUAAUAAUCUCUUUCUGAAUCGUCAAAAACUACGGUAAAAAGAGAAGGAAUUUGCCCUUAUUAACAGCAGCCAAAUUGCUGUCCUAACAGCAAUUUGGUACCUAUUUCUUUCCCCCACUACUCAAGAACAUAAUUAGCAUUGUUAGCCUACAUUUAGGAGUUAUAGUUUAGGGAAGAGGGAAAGGAGCGUUAUCUCAGUGAAGCUUGGCAACCACUUUUUACUUUUGUGAAGAUGAAGAGAAUCUGGUUGUUUUCUUCUGAUAGAUAUUUUCCUGAUACAUUCAAAUCAGACUUUUGUGGUAUAAUCUUGCUUAGUGCUGGUGAUACUAAGCUUCUGUUAGCACAAAAAAAAAAUCUAAAACUUGUACGAAGAUAGGUUUUGGAUAUAUUUCUUUAUAAUAUCAUUAUAAACUACCUUCUGGAGAAAACAGUUGAAUAUAGGUAUUUCAGAUG
Molecule: messenger RNA, 5702 nt
Organism: Ahaetulla prasina
Lineage: Eukaryota; Metazoa; Chordata; Lepidosauria; Squamata; Colubridae
Gene: MYNN
Product: myoneurin
Exons: 8
Coding region: 175-2010 (611 amino acids)
Biological process (GO): regulation of transcription by RNA polymerase II
Cellular component (GO): nucleus
Molecular function (GO): DNA-binding transcription activator activity, RNA polymerase II-specific; RNA polymerase II cis-regulatory region sequence-specific DNA binding; protein binding
Source: RefSeq, a predicted model, not a curated record